This is a messenger RNA of Malassezia globosa CBS 7966, 537 nucleotides long. RefSeq lists its product as uncharacterized. The coding region runs from base 1 to 537 and encodes 178 amino acids. The record is from RefSeq and is a predicted model, not a curated record. The transcript has 4 exons. Gene Ontology annotation, biological process: regulation of actin filament polymerization; Arp2/3 complex-mediated actin nucleation. Gene Ontology annotation, cellular component: cytoskeleton; Arp2/3 protein complex. NCBI's taxonomy places the organism in Eukaryota, Fungi, Basidiomycota, Malasseziomycetes, Malasseziales, Malasseziaceae. Gene Ontology annotation, molecular function: actin filament binding.
AUGCCAGCAUAUCAUUCUUCGUACAAUGACGAACUGAACGUCCGGCAGGUGGCUGGUGCCGCCAUUCUCCCGCUGAAUUCAAAAAUCCGUGGUCCUGCUCCCUUACCAGCGGACCCAUCGCGGCCUGACAUUGUGGACGAGGCUAUCGACUUGUUCCGCGCAAACUCACUGUUUCGUAACUUUGAGAUCAAAGGGGCCGCAGAUCGUACUUUGAUCUAUCUAAUUCUGUUCAUUUCUGACUGCCUUUCGCGCAUAGCAGCAGCGCCAACGACGUGGACGAAAAAUGAAGCAUACAAGCACUUGUCGUCGUAUGCCGUGGACGCAUUCGCGCUCCCGGGAGAUGCGCAGUUCCCACUGAGCACACUUUAUUCGCUCCCAAAUAGUCGUGCAGAUGCAGACGCCCUUCGUCAAUACCUCACUCAAGCUCGUCAGGAGACGGUAUCUCGUUUGCUCGACAAAAUCUACGUCGACGACGUUCCCAGUCGAUGGUGGCUCGCAUUUAGCAAGCGGAAAUUCAUGGGCAAGAGCCUCUCGUAG